This is a messenger RNA of Ectocarpus siliculosus, 2571 nucleotides long. NCBI's taxonomy places the organism in Eukaryota, Phaeophyceae, Ectocarpales, Ectocarpaceae. The record is from the annotation of a GenBank genome assembly.
AUGCACAGCUGUAAAAGCCUGCCUGAUUAUGCGUAUGCUGCCCGCUUCCUGAGCGGUUUUCGGGGAUUGAAAGCAUCAUCCUAUCCGGGACCACUUGGCAAGGCAGCGCACAGCGCGGGGCAUCUGCACUCGUCCCUAGAGCCACCAGCGGGGGGAGACCACUCCAACAACAACGGCGGCGGCGCUGCCGCCGCCACCGACGGCCUUGCCGAUAGCGCCAGCGGACCGGCGUACGAGUCCCUGUACAACGAGCCGGAGGAUCUAACAGGCACCCGCCAGACGCUCAUACAGAACCGGUACUGCUUCUGGUACUACCGGAAGGGUGCGCAGAAGGAGAGCAAGGACCCCAGUGAGGCGUAUGAGAGCGGCAUCAAGGUUGUCGACAGCUUCCAGACGGUGGAGCACUUCUGGCGCAUCUACAACCAUAUCCUCCGCGCCGACCAGGUGCCUAACGCAACCGAUGUUCACCUAUUCAGGGACGGCAUCAAGCCCACCUGGGAAGACGCCUCCAAUUCGAGGGGCGGGCAGCUGCUGAUACGUCUCAAGAAAGGGCUGGCGAGCCGCGCCUGGGAGAGCCUGGUGCUGGCCAUCAUCGGGGAGCAGUUCGACGUCGGCAACGAGAUCUGCGGCGCCGUGGUGUCUGUACGGUACAGCGAGGACGUCAUAUCGGUGUGGAACCGUUCUGCCUCCAACACCGAGGGCAUCGAGAAGAUCCGGGACACCGUCAAGCGCCUCCUUCAGAUACCGUCCUUCGUGCAGGUGGAGUACAGGCGCCACCAGGACAAUCUCGGGGCAGCCAGCGUGAGGGAGGAGAGGGGUGGGGGGGGAUUUCCAGCUGCAUCGCCGGGUUUCGGCCCCCGAGGCGGACCCCCCGGCGGCGCCUGGACACGCCACGGCAGGGGUGGCGGCCCGCGCGGGAUGGGUGAUCGUGGGGAUGACCAUCACCACAAGGACGGAGAACGCGCCGCACCCGCGGCCGGCGGCGGAAUGCCUCAGGAAACCUGGGCCAGGGGGCCGCCGGAGGCAAGGGACCGAGACCGCGACGCCGGGGGGUUCCGCGGAGGGGGUGGCGGGGGGGGAAUGGGGGGCUUCCGUCCCCCCCCCGGGAGGUGGGCGGAGCGGCGUGCGGCGGAGGAGGCGGGAGGGGGAGGAGGGGCGGGCAAGGACUACGGUGGGGGAGGGGGGGCGGGGGAUAGGGAGAGGGGAGACGGCGGCGGGAAGGGCUUCGGGCGGGGGGACCGCGUGGAUCGCGAAAAGGACUUGGAGAAGUGGGGGAAGGUGCGGAAAGACCCGACCAGCCACCGGGACAGAGACCGGGACAGGGAGCGAGGCGACCCGACGUUCCGUGAUCGCGCGGAAUUCCGGGACAGAGACACCACCGACCGCGACUGGGGAAGGCUGCGUCGCCCGGGCCCGCCUCCGGGCGUUGGAGGUGGUCUCAGGGGGAUCGGCGGGGGGGAUGGCGGCGGGGGGGGGGACCACAGGAGGCCCCGUGAGGGCGGGGGGGGGGGGCUCCAACGCCUGGAGCGUCAAUCCUCCUUGGACGAAGGCAAAGGUCGCGACUGGGGAAAACUGCGGCACACAACCCCUGCUUCUCCUGACGGCGAUAAGAGAUGAGGGCCUAGAUUACACACGGUGGCCUCCUCGCCCUCGUGUUGAAUGCGCCGCCGCCGCCGCCCCGCGGGCUCAUGAGCUACUAGCAGCGACGGAGACACGAUGUGGGAUGGAGAGUGUGAUUCGUCGCCUCCCUCUUUGCCUCAUGUCUCAUGGCAGGACACUUAAAUAUGCUAUGUACUCAUAGACUACAUGAUUGUAGCGUGUGUAUCUCUUGUGGGAAAAAUUCGUGGAAAUUUACUCACGGAAAGAGUCACAGGAUUUACGCGUAUUUUAUAGUGCAGUAGCGCUCGUUGGAAGGGGUGUCUGUAUGUGCAAUCAGAGGCAGGUAGGGGGGGGGGGAGGGGGGGCAACAUGCACGCGCGGGACCGAAAACGAUUACUUGGUGCUCGUGGGAUUGGCUGCGCAAGGUGCAGGGUUCCGGUCUGGCAAAUUGCGGCGAGUUUGGCGCUGACCUUGCGGAGUAUUUCCAGCAGUUUCUUCCUGUGUUUAUGCCUCUCGCUGCUGUCGCGCGUUGAAAACAUGGGAACCUAUCGCAGUCCAAAUCGCGUGUUUGUCCAUUUGGGAAGAAAGUUGUGCACUUGUGGAGAGUACUGUACUGUCCAGGAGGGGGGUAGCGUGUGCUCUGCAUGUGUUUGAACGUUUCAAGAUAUAGUAGUGAUCGUCUUUCGCUUAAUAAGGAGAGCGUGGACGACUGGUUGCUGCCGCUCAUUGCGGAGUAACGUUUGUUGAGGAGUCUUGCCGGUACAGCAGUAGUGCAGGCGCCCGGUUUUGGAAGCAGUUUAGUGACUGUGUGCAUUGUGUGCAGCGUAUCCGUUGGGCUCGGGGGGCUGUAGUGAUUUGGUAUGUUCUCUCUUGACCUUGAUGGUGUAGACACUUCUUACCAGCUCUUGAAGGUCGUUUUGGUUGUAUUCUGCCGAGGUGUGACAUACCCCAAAAGGUUAAGAUAACCAUGAG